Molecule: messenger RNA, 2736 nt
Organism: Nematolebias whitei (Rio pearlfish)
Lineage: Eukaryota; Metazoa; Chordata; Actinopteri; Cyprinodontiformes; Rivulidae
Product: phosphofurin acidic cluster sorting protein 1
Exons: 23
Coding region: 1-2619 (872 amino acids)
Biological process (GO): protein localization to plasma membrane
Molecular function (GO): transmembrane transporter binding
Source: RefSeq, a predicted model, not a curated record
AUGGCGGCGGCUGUAGAGAGAGGAGGCGUCCGGGCCGCUUUCCUGAACCCGAGCAUCGGAGGCAGUGGCGGACCCGCACCGACUAUGCCCCCGGUCGGCGGAGCGCCAGCCGGGGCUGUGGUCGUGGGCUCGGGCUCCGCCAGUAUGCCCGGGUCAAAGCGUCUCCUCAGAUCUAAUGAGUACGUCCUCCCUCCCAGUGGCCUGAUGGAGACAGACCUGGAGCUCACCUUCUCACUGCAGUACCCUCACUUCUUGAAGAGGGAUGCCAACAGGCUGCAGAUCAUGCUGCAGAGACGGAAACGUUACAAGAAUCGGACCAUCCUGGGCUACAAGACCCUGGCUGUCGGAGUCAUCAACAUGGCCGAGGUGAUGCAGCACCCAACAGACGGGGGCCAGAUUCUGGGUCUCCAUAGUAACGUGAAGGAGGCACCUGUGCGCGUGGCGGAGAUCAGCGUGUUCUCUCUGUCCAGCCAGCCCAUCGACCACGAGGACGGGAGCGGACAGGCCGGCCGCAAGAUCAAAACCUCAGACCGCUCCCCAGACAUGGAUAAUGAUUCAGAGGACGAUGACGACAGCUACUCCUCGGAGCAGGAGGCCAGCGAUGACGCAGUUCAUGCCCAGGAUAUCGACGAUGAAGACGACGAGGUCAGGAAGCCCAAAAAACCUCGUAGGAAAAUGAUCAGAACCACCUCCAUCACCAGGCAACCUAAUUUCAAACAGAAAUUUGUGGCUUUGCUGAAGAGGUUUAAAGUUACAGACGAGGUUCUGGACUCUGAUCCGGUGGAUCAGACCCAGGAGGUGGAGGAGGAUCUGGACUUGCUCUAUGACAGUCUUGAGGUGUACAACCAGAGUGACAGUGGGCCAGAGAUGGACGACAACGACAGCGUGCUGAGCACUCCCAAACCCAAACUCAAGCCGUUUUUUGAGGGGAUGUCUCACUCCAGCUCGCAGACUGAGAUCGGAAGCAUUCACAGCCAAAAGAGCCAGCAGAGGGAAUCGGCAUGUCCUAGCGGAGACUUUCUGACUGUGGACAGAUGUAAAGUGCAAGCAGGCCGAUUUCCAGAGGACAGCAACACAGACGCGACUGUUGGGGUUCAGGAGCCAGAGACGGAGAACAGUGGACCGGGGUCGGGGGACGUGAACAGCUGGGAUGUCAACGCUGAACGAGUGACCAGCUCCGUUGGCAAACUCUGCAAAACGGAGUCACAGAAUCACAUGUCUCCCAGUAAAGUGGAGAACAGGCUGCAGAGACGACCUCGCAGCACCUCCAUGAAAGACCGACAAAACUCGAAGGCUCAGAGUGACCGGACCAGCAGCAUGGAGAGCGAGUGCUCCCCGGACUCACGGCUGAUAGCACAGGUUCCCAGGAAGUCUGUGUACGACCAGCUGAACCAGAUCCUCAUCUCGGACGAACGCCUGCCUGAGAGCAUCAUCCUCAUCAGCACGACGGAGUGGCAGGGGCAGUACGUCGCCGACCUGCUCCACGAGCAAGGCCAGCCCAUCGUCUCCACCUGCUCUGCUGCGGACGUUCAGGCUGCCUUCAACACCAUCGUCACUCGCAUCCAGAGAUUCUGUAACUGCAACGCUCAGACGCCGCCGACGAUAAAGGUGGCGGUGGCCGGCGACCAGAGCUACCUCAGCACCGUCCUGAGGUUCUUCGUGGAGCAGCUGGCCAACAAGACGCCUGACUGGCUCAGUUAUAUCCGUUUCCUGGUGAUCCCCAUUGGUUCUCAUCCUCUGGCGAAGUACGUGGCCUCUUUUGACAGCCGCUUCAACAGCAUCUUCAUGGACACGGCAUGGAGGGAGCUGUUCUGCAGGACAGAACGGCCCACAUCAGAUAACAUCGAUGUCUCUGGGCGGAUCGUCCAGUAUCUGUCCGGCGCCAACGUGUCCCACCAGUUCCCCAUCUCUGAAGCCAUGCUCACCUACAAGCAGAAGAGCCCCGACGAAGACUCCUGUCAGAAAUUUGUGCCAUUUAUCGGGGUUGUGAAAGUUGGGAUUGUGGAGCAAAGCCUCUCGACCUCAAUGGAUUCGGAUGAUGCGAUGGGAGGCAACACGAGCAUCCUGUCCUCCCCACCGCCCCCAACGGCUGGUCCGCAUGGGAAAGAGAUCGGCAGCACCCCCCCUCAGUCCCCGUCUGUGUCCACGGCCCUCUCUGGAGCUGGUUCUCCGUGUUCGGGCAGCGAAGUGAUGGGGCUGCAGGUGGACUACUGGACGUGGCAAGGCUCCGAGAAGAAGAAGGAGGGCGAGAAGAGAGACGUCGGGCUGAAGAACACCCUGAAGUGUAACUUCCGCUCGCUGCAGGUCAGCCGCCUGCCCUGCGGAGGGGAGCUCACUCCUCCGCCCAGCAUGGCCAUGACGGUGGUCACCAAGGAGAAGAACAAAAAGGUGAUUUUUCUCAGCAAGAAGCCGAAGGAGAAAGAGCUGGACUCUAAGAGCCAAGUGAUCGACGGGAUCAGCAGGUUGAUCUGCACAGCGAAGCACCAGCACACCAUGCUGAGAGUUACUAUCGAUGGCGUGGAGUGGAACGACGUCAAGUUUUUCCAGCUCGCUGCUCAGUGGCCGACGCACGUGAAGCACUUCCCGGUGGGGAUCUUCGGGUACACGAAGCCCAUGUGACCCCACCCUCCUGACUCUCCGCUGCACUCGUCUCCCCCAGAGACUCCAGAGAAUCGGAAGAAAAGCCGCCCGACCCCGGCAGAACCAGUUUUCCUGUGGAAAUCUUACAGACUCACC